AUGUGUUUAUUCCUUCCUUCUACACUUGUACUAAUUGGAUUAAUCGAGGUCGAGGAAAAACUCAUCAAAUCUGAUCGAAUGCCGUCGAUAUUUCAAGCAAUAUGCAAGAAAAUAAUAGUAGUAUUAAUGCUGGCGAGAUCUAAAAAUGAACGUCUUCUCUUACUUGAUGACACAUGUCUGUGGUGGAAAGUAAAACGUGUCGAUUCGGAUGAUACAGGAUACAUUCCAUCAAAUUUUGCACGACGUGAAAAACGUUCUUUAUUGGAUAAAAUAAUAUCGAAGCGUCUUGGUAAAAAGCAAGUCUUAAAUAACGUUUGUUCGAACGAUCGGUUCAUUUCCUCCGCGCUUGUGAAAUUUCGUUAUGAUGCUGAAAGUGAAGAUGAAAUCAGCCUGAAUGUUGGCUUAUGGGUGAAUGUUUUACAGAAGAAAGCGGACGGAUGGUGGUUGGUACAAUACGAAAAACAACGUGGAUGGUAUCCAUCGAAUUAUCUCAUUGAAAAAACCACGGACAGUUUAAACUCUCUCAGUUUGUUAAAUCAAAUCAAUAAUCAAUUUAAUUGCCCAUCGUCUUCCUCCUCCAACGGUCUUUCGUCGUCGAGUAGCGCAAAUUCGAAUGUAAUUGAAAAUCACCAGCAAAUACAGCACAAUUCCCACCCAUUACAUAUUCCGAAAUCGAAUGAUGAUUAUGCAUUUGUUAUUAAACCAUCGAAAUUUGCGCAUUCAGAUGGAAGACUUGAUACAUGUAGUAAUUUGAACGAUGAACAAAAAUUGAAUUGCCCUUCGACCUUAUUACAGCAUCGAAUUUAUCCGUCGUCGCCGAUUAUCAAUGAAACANGGGCCUUCAGAAGAAAAAAAGGGUGA
Adineta ricciae is the source of this 861-nucleotide messenger RNA. NCBI's taxonomy places the organism in Eukaryota, Metazoa, Rotifera, Eurotatoria, Adinetida, Adinetidae. The record is from the annotation of a GenBank genome assembly.